Molecule: messenger RNA, 2549 nt
Organism: Tyto alba (common barn owl)
Lineage: Eukaryota; Metazoa; Chordata; Aves; Strigiformes; Tytonidae
Gene: RASSF6
Product: Ras association domain family member 6
Exons: 15
Coding region: 560-1576 (338 amino acids)
Biological process (GO): signal transduction
Source: RefSeq, a predicted model, not a curated record
UUGUGAACAUGAGUGGAGUUCAGCAAAUCAAAUUGUUUCUGGCUCAGGCUGCCAAGUGUCUUGCCCCAACAACUCAAACAUCUUGUGUCUCAAUUCAAAUCCCUAAAGCUUCCAGGAAGAUCUACUGAUAUCCAUGAGGAAAGACUCAUUUUCUGUUUCCCAUCUGAUCACUCAGCCUCAGACCCAGCAUGGGCACCCUUUUGGUCCGGAAACGCUAACAUGGAGUUACUCAUGUGUCAUUGCUGUAUGAAGUGUGUUAUUCUGGGAAAGAAACAUCUUCUGCACCUGGCAGGGCCUUGCUCAUUUCUGGGAGGAAGAGGAAGCAGAAGGAUUCAACCCCAGAAGAAUGUCACCUCUGAUGAAAUUUCAGCUUUUUAACAGAUUGAUCAUCUUCUUGUUGGAGACUGCCUCUGUCACCCAGCAGCCCACGGUUUCCUGUGGUGAGGAUUGCCUCCUGCAAACAUGAUGCAAUCUAAAGGCAACUGUAGAAGCAACAGAAGAAAAUUGGUGGUUUUGAAAGGGCAACUCACACUGCAGCGGAUUCAUCUCUUCUGAAUAAAUGAAGAAAGUGACUAUGAAAGCACAACAUCUACGUUCUGUUUCCAUCAAUGAGGAUAAGUUUAUAACCAGAGAGCAGCUCAGUUCUCUUCUGAAGAUUUAUAACUCUUACUAUUCCGAUCAAGAAAAUCUGCAACUGUCAUGUAAUCAGCGAGAAGGAAGCAAACCAUUUAUUGAAGGCAUCCUGCCGAUAUUUUGGGGAGUCCGACAUCCUAUCCAAUUAAAAAUUCAGGAUGAGAAGCAGAUACCCUCUUUUGUUACCCUGAAGUCGACAGAGAACGUGGGUUUGUUCCCUAGUAAGAGGGGAAUGACACGCUGGGGAGAGUUUGAUGACCUGCAUCAUAUUAGUGGGGAGACAUUGAAAUCUGCUGAAGAAAAGCCAAACCUUGAGAAAAGUUACGAAAGCCGCACUCUGCAGUCCAGGAGCGAGCAGGAACAGGGCUGUGGUACCCUGCCCGGGGCUGCCAGCGGCGCUGUGGCCGUGCGGAAGAGGACCAAGUUCCCCAUGAUAGCGAGGACAGAAGUAGAAACUCACAGGUUUUCGAUUAACGGCCACUUCUACAACUACGAGACAUCAGUUUUUACUCCAGCUUUUGGAUCGGAAACUAAAAUAAGAAUAAACAGCCAGAUGAGAACAACAGAAGUAAUAGAACAAUUGCUUCGGAAGUUUAAGAUAGAAAACAGCCCACACGAAUUUGCACUUUAUAUUAUCCAUGCAUCCGGAGAAAAGAAGCAGCUGAGGAGUGGAGACGUUCCCUUACUGCACAGACUCUUGCAGGGGCCCUCCGAGAAGAUUGCCAAGUUUUUUCUCAUGGACAGGGAUGUGGAAGAGAUUAGCAGUGAUGUUGCUCAGUAUAUUCAGUUUCAUCUUCCCUUUUUGGAAUCGAUUCUGCACAGAAUAAAUGAAGAAGAAGAACAGGAGAUUCAACAGACAAUUGCAAGGUACCUGAAAGAGAAGCGUAUGAUAUGCCAGCACCUUCACAGUCGAACUGUUAAAAAAACAGAGACUACUGUUUGAUGUGAAUGGCCCCACGCACCGCCUCGGCCAGAGGGAAGGCGGGAGGUUUGCUUGCGUGUGCCACAGCUGAAGAGCACUUAAAGCACAGGGGUGUGCACAGUGCUGGAGUUUCUCCUGGUCAUUAUGCAACCGAAACUGAACCCGCUCCGCUACAACUGGAAUGCAGGUUGGGAACCACCUAAGAUGCACUAGAUCCCCCAAAAGACAGAUGCUGAAUCUAGCUUGGGACUUAAGACAGGGAAAAAAUCCUGUGAGAAGCACAAGGCUUAAAAACUUAGAAAUCAUUACCAGAAGUCUAGCAUAUAAGAAAAAUAUUCCAAUAACCAGUGUGUAAAUCCUACAGAAAAUAUGCAAAUUAGGUAUAUGGUUUUCCUUCUAAUAGAGAAAUGUUGAAUUGUAUUAGGAGGAAGCUUUUCAGUAGAGAUAAGCGGCAAAAGGUAUUUAUGUAUCUAAUAUUGCAGUUAGGCUUUUCACUUGUCUUAAAAAAAAAAAGGACAAAGCAAAACAAACCACCAGUGCAAGAGAGACCUGAAAUCCUACCAGCUUCAGAUUGGUGGAUGCUUCACUUGCUUAAGCUUUGAGCUACAGUUAGAAAAAUAUAAAUGUAAACCCUCCCACUUAAUAGCUUCUCAGGUCUUAAACAUGAGGGAAUGUAUCUCUGAAAUGUAUCUUUAACAGCAAAGUAAGAACUCUCACUAAAUGCUGUGACAUCUUCUUGGGUCCUGGAGGCACUUCUGCAUUUGUUGUCGUCGUUGAAACAAAUGAUUCCAUGUAACUUCCUGUGGUUUCUGUGUGAAGGCGGAAAAGAGAAGUGUUGGGUGCGAGGGGCUGAGCGCCAGAGCUGAGCUGGGUUGGGUGGGCAGCCUGCUUCCCCAGACACAGCCCCCAGCUCUGGGGGCCUGGCUGGCUGAGCUGUGCUCAACAGUGAAGCUCACGCUGUAGAGAUGUCAAUAAAAUCCAAUUUGGCGCACAA